Molecule: messenger RNA, 1429 nt
Organism: Glycine soja
Lineage: Eukaryota; Viridiplantae; Streptophyta; Magnoliopsida; Fabales; Fabaceae
Product: BURP domain protein RD22-like
Exons: 4
Coding region: 108-1211 (367 amino acids)
Source: RefSeq, a predicted model, not a curated record
ACAUAAGGAUCCUCAUUCCUAUCUCAAGUCUCACUUUUUUCAGCUUCUCUAAAUUCUCUGUCUACUUCACCAAGCACUUUUGGUUGCAGCUUUGGUUAAUUUCCAAUAUGGUGUUUCCUCUCCUAUCUAUCUUUGCUUUACUCAAUCUUGCAGUGGUGGCAACCCAUGCAGAAACCUUGCCCCCUGAAGUUUACUGGAAGUCGAAGCUUCCCACCACUCCAAUGCCGAAAGCCAUUACAGAUAUCCUUCACCCAGAUUUGGCAGAAGACAAAAGCACCUCUGUGGCCGUAGGAAAGGGGGGCGUAAACGUUAACGCAGGGAAAACAAAGCCAGGAGGCACAUCAGUGAACGUAGGAAAAGGAGGAGUGAACGUGAACACAGGGAAAGGAAAGCCCAACAAAGGCACAUCAGUGAACGUAGGCAAAGGUGGAGUGAACGUAAACACAGGACCAAAGAAGGGUAAGCCAGUGCACGUUGGAGUGGGCCCACAUUCUCCAUUUGAUUACAAUUACGCAGCCAGCGAAACCCAGUGGCACGAUGACCCCAACGUGGCACUCUUCUUCUUGGAAAAGGACUUGCACUACGGAACAAAGUUGAACCUUCACUUCACUCGCUACUUCACCUCAAGUGUUGAUGCCUCGUUCUUGCCUCGAUCAGUUGCUGAUUCCAUACCCUUUUCAUCAAACAAGGUGAAUGAAGUGUUAAACAAGUUCUCCAUCAAGGAAGGGUCAGAUGAGGCUCAAACUGUGAAGAACACCAUCAGUGAGUGUGAAGUGCCUGGCAUUAAGGGAGAGGAAAAGCGUUGCGUGACUUCACUUGAGUCCAUGGUUGAUUUCGCCACUACCAAGCUCGGGAGCAACGAUGUUGAUGCUGUUUCCACAGAAGUGACAAAAAAAGAUAAUGAGUUACAACAGUAUACAAUGGCACCAGGGGUUAAGAGGUUGGGUGAGGACAAGGCUAGUGUUGUGUGUCACAAGGAGAAUUACCCUUAUGCAGUGUUUUAUUGCCACAAAUCAGAAACCACAAAAGCCUAUUCUGUCCCAUUGGAGGGUGCUGAUGGAAGCAGGGUCAAAGCAGUUGCAGUGUGCCAUACUGACACAUCAAAGUGGAAUCCCAAGCAUUUGGCGUUUCAAGUGCUUAAGGUUCAUCCAGGAACUGUUCCUAUCUGCCACUUCCUGCCUCAGGAUCAUGUUGUCUUUGUUCCCAAGUAGAAAUGUUUGUUCCGUCCCAAAAUAAUUAUUAUAGCUCAUGCUUCAUACCUUGAUUUUAUAAUAACACUUCAUAUAUGUCAACAUAGUUGGAUCUAGCAACAAUAUUGUAUGUUUUUAACAUGGUCAAUUUAAGUUGCAUGUGCCCAUGAUGCAUUAGCACCAUGCAUGUAUGUUUAAUUUAAACAUAAUAAUAUAUGCUAUAUUGAGGCUUUCUCUCA